Anastrepha obliqua is the source of this 2046-nucleotide messenger RNA. RefSeq lists its product as uncharacterized. Bases 1 to 2046 code for a protein of 681 amino acids. NCBI's taxonomy places the organism in Eukaryota, Metazoa, Arthropoda, Insecta, Diptera, Tephritidae. The transcript is spliced from 6 exons. The record is from RefSeq and is a predicted model, not a curated record.
AUGCCAUCGCGACGGGCGGGUGGUGGCACAGUGCGGCGUAAGCACUCAAUUGGUAAUUUGCGUCGUGCUCAUCCCGCCUCGGGGGCCACAUGGAAUGUUCAGGUGGUGCGUGGAAAAAUGUCAUCCAAAUGCCUCUGGCAUGCUUGUCGCGCACUCGUGCUGGGCUUAACGCUGAUGCUGCUCGGUGGCAGUAUGGCUACGAUAGGCUAUUAUGCGGACUACCUCUCGACGGGUUCUGAGUUGCGCGGCAAUGCGACGGUGCGGGUCAAAAAUGACCUAAAGGGUUUUCACCUCAACAACCUCUCCUACGUCGGACCUAUUGUGAUGGGCUUCGGUGGUUUCAUUGUGGUGGCUUCUUGUGUUAUGACAUUUGAGGCGCGUGACUCAGCCGCAAAAGUGGUGCCAGCGCGUUUUCGACCUGGUGCGGGCGGUAGCAAAUCGACCGUACGCAGUAAUCAGAGCAGUGCCACUUCGCAAAGGCGUGCCAUUGGUAUUCAAUUGCAAACAACGCGUUGGGAUCAACAAUUUGGUGUAUUUCGCACGUCACCAGCUGAGCCGCCACCGCAGGCCACACCACAGCCUUUCGAUCGGGAGGCACUUACAGCCGAGCUUAUCAAAUUUUCAAAGUCCCUCAGCGCAUCCGCUCGCUUUUCUCCACAACUACGACGCCUCACCCACACUGGUUCUGUGCCAAAUCUCUCCACACAUGUCCCCCAUCCCAUCGCUUACUCCACUAACCUCUCACAUUUGCUUUCGCCGCAUCACAAACCACUUUUAUUGCUGGAACAAAAACGUCACCGACACCAUCAUCGACACCACCACCAUCAUCACCGCCAUCUGCACACCAACAGCAGUGGACGUCAGGUAAAGUCGCGCGGGUCGCGCAUUAGUAAUAGUUUGGUGCAACGCAAUACUCGUGAAAAUGGUGGGCCUUGUGCGCUACUCCAGCCGCCUGCUACAAAUAAGCUCUACUGGCACGCAGCCUCCUUCGAUGAUGGUGCCCGUGUGGAAAAGCAGCUAUCAAGGGCUACAGUGGCUGACAUGUCCCGUCGCUCCGACACGGCUAAGCGUCAUGUGCUGGCACGACAGAAGCCGAUCGAACAGGAGGAGGACAAAAGUAGUCCGCUAGGAAAUCGGAGAAGUUCUACAAUGUCAGACUCUUCAUAUAGCGGCCGCUGGACGGCACGCUGCGCCUCCAUGGCUAGUCGCGCCUCAAGCAUCGAUUCGCGACGCAUACAAGUUGAUUUGCAUAGCCCUGAAGUAAUGCCAAAAUCUAUAUUGCGCUCACCGAAGCGGUACAGUUCUGGACCAUCCGCCACUCCGUCAGUGGAGAAGGAGUUCAGGAGCCAAGCAAGCGUUUGUUCUGAGCCACCUGCAGCCAUACACCACCUUUCCGGUCAAUCGAGCUUGGAGCCUUGCUUUCCUGAAGAGAAUAUCGAUAAUGUAGACGAUAAAUUAUCCAACAGCAUCAACGGCGUGGCGUUAUCACCGGUUGCGCUUAAUGUGGCCAUUCAAACUGUUUCUAUGACAACUGUGCACCAAGUAGAAGAGUUGCCGCCACCGCUUCCCAAGAAGUUGAAUAGCAUCCUCAAAAAGGCACGACCCGACACGCUUUGCCUUGACUCCAAUGCGAAACCUGUUGUGGUGAAUGAGUGCAAUAAAUCCCUGUAUCGCAGUAAUUCUUCACGUACAUUCUAUCGACCUAAAGCACAACUGCCCAAUGUAUCGGACGAUAGUAUCUUCUUUAUACGUUCCUCAAGUGAACGGCAAAGUAUCGAGAGCAAUGAUCUUUACGAUUCUGUGCAGGUAAUAAACGAAAGACGCACAACGCUCUUGCGAACAGAAAGCGAAGCAGCGCUUAGCAAUAUGCAAAAAGCAAGCAGUUUCUCGUUGCUAGCCGAGAUACCAGAGCGUGCGCAAAACAACUCAAUAGAUGUGGACGAGAAUACAUCGAGUGAGGAUACGAAGACGACGGCAAAAAAAGAGACCACCGUGGAAAUUGAGCCGGAAGAGGAACUACCUCCUAUAAGCCAAAACGAAGGGUGA